AUGUCUAAUACACACCUAGUUCUGUUGCUUCUUGCCGUGGUGGCUCUCGCUGCCCCCUCCAAUGCCGAUUACCAGAAGCAGCCACCGGCCCCGAUUUACAAGCCACCAACUCCUGCUUACAAUCCUCCUCCGGUGACCAAGCCACCCACAGAACACAUUCCACCAACUCCUGUUUACAAGCCUCCUCCGGUGAGCAAACCACCCACAGAACACAAGCCACCAACCCCAGUUUAUCAACCUCCUAAAGUAGAGCAGCCAAGCCCCGAACAUAAGCCACCAAGUACUCUACCUCCCAAAACCGGAAAUUCUCCGCCAGAGUACAAGCCACCUGGCGACAAGCCAUCAACCCCGGUGUACAAACCUCCCACUCCCAAGGCAGGGAAGCCACACCCAGAGCACAAGCCAUCGCCACCUUAUGGUCACUAUCCGGGACACCCACCACUGGAAAAAGGCAAAGAUCAUCAAAAACCACCACGGAAGGUUCUGCCUCCUCCAACCCCAUACUAA
Alnus glutinosa is the source of this 507-nucleotide messenger RNA. Its product is annotated as proline-rich 33 kDa extensin-related protein-like. The coding region runs from base 1 to 507 and encodes 168 amino acids. The record is from RefSeq and is a predicted model, not a curated record. NCBI's taxonomy places the organism in Eukaryota, Viridiplantae, Streptophyta, Magnoliopsida, Fagales, Betulaceae. The transcript has a single exon.